Molecule: messenger RNA, 4806 nt
Organism: Emys orbicularis (European pond turtle)
Lineage: Eukaryota; Metazoa; Chordata; Testudines; Emydidae
Gene: COL22A1
Product: collagen type XXII alpha 1 chain
Exons: 64
Coding region: 1-4806 (1601 amino acids)
Source: RefSeq, a predicted model, not a curated record
AUGUCUGAGAAGAAGGGAGAUAUGCCCCUUACGGGAAGAUAUCGAGUGCCUUACGUCUUGAUUCUUCUUGCACUCCUCUGGGGUGGAGAGAGAAUUCGGGCACAAAGAGCAGGUUGCAAGAAUGUCCACUAUGAUCUUGUCUUCAUCUUGGAUACCUCUUCCAGCGUGGGUAAAGAAGAUUUUGAGAAGGUCCGCCAGUGGGUGUCUAAUCUGGUGGAGACCUUUGAGAUCGGACCGGACAAGACCCGUGUAGGAGUGGUACGUUACAGUGACAGGCCAACCACAGAGUUUGACUUGGGAAGGUACCAAACUCGUGAGGAAAUCAAAAAAGCUGCAAGGAACAUUAAGUAUUAUGGGGGUAACACAAAUACCGGGGAUGCCCUCCGGUAUAUCAACACCUAUAGCUUUUCCAAAGAGGCUGGUGGGAGGCCUAGUGACCCACCCAUUAAGAAAGUGGCUAUCCUUUUGACUGAUGGAAGGAGCCAGGAUUAUGUCAUGGAUGCAGCCACUGCGGCGCGUAAGGCUGGAAUAAGGAUCUUUGCUGUGGGAGUUGGUGAGGCCUUAAAGGAGGAAUUGGAUGAAAUUGCUUCCGAGCCUAAAUCUGCUCAUGUGUUCCACGUCUCUGAUUACAAUGCCAUUGAUAAAAUACGAGGGAAACUGAGACGACGGCUCUGUGAAAAUGUGCUGUGUCCAAAUGUCCAUGUGGAAGGAGAUCGAUUUAAACACACCAAUGGAGAGACUGAUGAAAUCCCAGGGUUUGACCUGGUGGAUUUGUUCAGCGUGAAGGAAAUUUUUGGAAGGAAAGAAAAUGGAAUUCAGAGUUCUUAUGUACGACUUGGAAGCUUCCCCAUCGUGCAGAAAACUGAGGGUGUAUUCCCACAGGGCCUGCCUGAUGAAUAUGCCUUUGUAGCCACCUUCAAAUUCCGGAAGGCUUCCAGGAGAGAAGACUGGUAUAUUUGGCAGAUUAUCGACAAGUACGGCAUACCGCAGGUCUCUAUCCGCCUGGAUGGAGAGAACAAAGCCGUGGAGUACAGUUCCAUUGGGCUGACCAAGGACGCAGUACGAGUGGUCUUUCGAAAUGCCCGAGUCAGCGAUUUGUUUGACCGCAACUGGCAUAAGAUCGCCCUCAGCAUUCAAUCCAAGAGCGUCUCCCUCUACAUCGACUGCAAACUAGUGCAGACGUUGCCUAUUGAAGACAGAGAAAAUAUUGACAUUCAAGGGAAGACCGUGAUUGGCAAACGCCUGUAUGAUAGCGUACCCAUAGACUUUGAUCUUCAACGGAUGGUAAUUUACUGUGAUUCCCGACAUGCCGAGCUGGAAACCUGCUGUGAUAUUCCCUCUGGACCAUGCCAGGUGAUGGUCGUUACUGAAGCACCACCUGCUGAAAUAAGACCCACUGUCGGCAGUGAACAAGUGGGCCCCCCAAACACCCUCAACUGUUCCUGUCCUGCUGGAGAAAAGGGUGAGAGGGGCCCAGCUGGCCCUGAAGGUCCUAGAGGUCAAAAGGGAGAAAGUGGCAGCCAAGGACUUCCUGGUCUAAAAGGAGAAAAAGGAGACUCGGGCAGAGGAGCAUAUGGCAGAGGAGAGAAGGGAGAACAGGGAUCCCCAGGCUCACCUGGCCCCCCCGGGAGGGACGGAGCGAAAGGAGAAACCGGAGAACCAGGGCAGCCAGGGGCAUUUGGACUGCCUGGUCCAGCAGGCCCUAAGGGAUCUGAGGGCCAGCCAGGUCCACCAGGAAUUAAAGGCUAUGUCGGAGCACCCGGUCUGCAGGGAGAAAGAGGAGAAAAGGGAACUCGAGGAGACAAGGGAGAACGAGGUCUUGAUGGGUUCCCUGGGAAGCCAGGUGCGGAGGGGAAACAGGGCAGCACAGGCCCACCAGGUGCCAGCGGACCCAGAGGAGAAAAGGGACAUGUCGGUGAAGCGGGGCUUCCCGGAUUACCAGGCUCUGCAGUACAAACGGAAGGUCUGAAAGGAGAGCAAGGGGCCCCAGGCCCACGAGGACCACAAGGCCCACCUGGAGUUCCAGGGGCACCGGGUCCAGCCGGUUUGGAAGGCAAGGCCGGAGUUCCUGGUUUACAAGGUCAAAGGGGCAAGAAGGGUGAAGUUGGUCUCCCGGGACUCGAUGGCUUGCCUGGACCUCAGGGUCCAAUCGGGCCUCCUGGUGUUGCUGGCUCACCUGGUGCUCCAGGAUUGGCUGGAGAAACUGGUGUUUCUGGUAAAACUGGACUGCCAGGACCAGCUGGAUCGCCUGGCAAGGAUGGAUUAAAUGGUCUUCCUGGAUUUCCGGGCCAAAAGGGAGAACAAGGAGAAAGGGGACAGGAAGGUUUUCCUGGGAAAGCUGGUCCCAAGGGUGAGAGAGGAGAUCACGGCUCACCUGGUCUAGCCGGUGAGAAGGGUGAAGCAGGCCUUCCUGGUCCCCAGGGGUUACCUGGGAAGAGGGGAGAAAAGGGAGAUCAGGGUGAAAAAGGAAGAGCUGGACUCACCGGACUCAAAGGCGAAAGCGGUGAAAAGGGUGACGUGGGUCCUGCUGGUCCCCCCGGUUUACCCGGAACAACAGCCCUGUUUACCCCACACCCUCAGAUUCCUGGAGAAACUGGGCCAAAGGGAGAGAAAGGAGAUCGAGGAAACAGCGGGGAACCCGGACUGCCUGGUGUCCCAGGUGAAAUGGGGCUGCCAGGACCUCCAGGACCACAGGGUGCGAAGGGACAGGCAGGAGCCGGAGGCGAGCCAGGAGUCCGUGGAGAGACUGGUGCUCCUGGACCUGUUGGGCCCCCAGGUCCACAAGGCUUGCCAGGAAAUGUGGGUGUACCUGGAGACGCUGGCCAACCCGGAAAGGAUGGACAAAAGGGUGAAAAGGGUGACCCAGGACAGGAAGGAAAACCAGGACUACCUGGGCUCGCAGGUGAGCCUGGCCCUGCUGGAAUACCUGGCUUACCAGGGAAGGGUAAAGAUGGAGAACGGGGUGAAAGAGGCCCCCCAGGCCUACCAGGACCCCUCGGACACAAGGGAGAUAGGGGAGUUCCUGGUCUUCCUGGCCAGCCGGGAGACAGAGGUGCACCAGGAGUUGGAGUAGCUGGACCUCCUGGCCCUGUGGGACCAGCAGGAGACAAAGGGCCAUCGGGCCCUCGAGGUUUACCAGGUGUUCCAGGCCCACAGGGGCCAACAGGGCAGGAUGGUUUACCUGGAAAUCCCGGGGACAUAGGACCUCCUGGAAAGCCAGGUGCCUCCUCCCUGCUUUCUCCUGAGGACAUAAAUCUUUUAGUCAAGGAUGUGUGUAAUGACUGCCCACCUGGCCCCCCGGGGCUCCCUGGAGUGCCAGGCUUCAAGGGGGAUAGAGGUGCCCAAGGACCUCCGGGUAGAGAUGGCCUGAAUGGGAAAAUGGGCGAUCCUGGACCCCGGGGUCUCCCAGGCCCUCCAGGGGUGGAUGGUCCAAAGGGCACUAAAGGAGACCGUGGGACAUCUGGAGAUGCUGGACCAAAAGGUGGACAGGGUCACCCUGGAAUGCCUGGCUUCGCGGGACCUCCUGGAAACCCAGGGCCCCCUGGACCAGAUGGCAAACCAGGACCUGCAGGACCCCCAGGAAUGCCUGGGGAUACAGGUAAAGAUGGCCCACCAGGUCUCCUGGGCCCACCAGGACUGCCUGGCCUUCAGGGCAUUGACGGCAAGGAUGGCAAGCCUGGAUCUCCCGGGGAACCGGGCAAACCAGGAGAACCUGGGCUCCCAGGCCAAGAGGGGGCCAGAGGGUUACCGGGCUUCAAGGGGCACAGAGGAGAUGCAGGUCCCCCAGGCCCCAGGGGAGAGCCAGGCGUGACCGGUCCUGCUGGUCGUGAGGGCCCGCCGGGGAAGGAUGGUGAUACAGGCCCCACAGGACCUCAAGGUCCUCGAGGACUCAGAGGGCAGCCAGGCAAGAGUGGCUCACCCGGCGCCCCAGGGGAAGCUGGCCUUGCAGGUAACCCAGGUCCAAAAGGAAACAAAGGAGAAAAUGGCAGCCCUGGACUUCCUGGCUUCAUUGGGCCCCGAGGCCCUCCAGGAGAUUCGGGAGAGAAGGGGCCCCCAGGAAAAGAGGGCGCAGCCGGGAAACCAGGCAACCAUGGACCCAAAGGAGACAGGGGAGAUCCUGGCGUCAAAGGUGACAAAGGCCCACAGGGAGAGAAAGGUCUGCCUGGGGAUCCUGGCAUACCUGGCCAUAAAGGCCACACUGGAUUGAUGGGUCCCCAAGGACCACCAGGAGACAGUGGGCCAGCUGGACCUCCAGGGCCCCCAGGACAGCCAGGCUUCCCCGGGCCCAGGGGGGACUCUCCAUCGCUGGAGACUCUGAGACGGCUCAUCCAAGAGGAGUUAGGAAAGCAGCUAGAUGCAAAACUAGCCUAUCUCAUGACUCAGAUGCAGCCAGCGCACGUUAAAGCACCCCAAGGCAGGCCAGGGCCUCCGGGGUCUCCCGGUAAGGAAGGGCUCCCAGGAAGACCUGGCCCUCCAGGAGAGCCCGGCCGACCUGGACAGACAGGGUCUGAAGGGCCAUCAGGACCAGUGGGUCCAAAAGGUGAAAGAGGUGUGAAGGGUGAGAGAGGAGAUCCUGGUGUUGGUCAGAGGGGUGAAAUUGGUCCUCCAGGAAUUCCAGGCCUCCCAGGGGAACCUGGCUAUAGCAAAGAUGGGAUGCCAGGAGCACCAGGCCCACAAGGGGAAGCUGGAGUUCCAGGCCUCAUGGGCCCACAGGGACCUCCAGGAACCAGUGGACAGUGCGAUCCCUCUCAGUGUGCUUACUAUGCAAGUCUGGCCGCCCGGCCUGGCAAUGUCAAAGGGCCCUAG